Molecule: messenger RNA, 852 nt
Organism: Cladophialophora immunda
Lineage: Eukaryota; Fungi; Ascomycota; Eurotiomycetes; Chaetothyriales; Herpotrichiellaceae
Exons: 5
Coding region: 1-852 (283 amino acids)
Cellular component (GO): intracellular anatomical structure
Molecular function (GO): oxidoreductase activity, acting on NAD(P)H, oxygen as acceptor
Source: RefSeq, a predicted model, not a curated record
AUGUCAACAGAGAACACAGCCCCAGCAGCCAAGCUCGGAGCGUCCAGCGAAGAUGCCUACCGGGCCAGGUCGAUACAGGACUUGAUGUCUCUGAAAGGCAGGGUCACCGUCGUGACUGGGGGAGCACGGGGCAUUGGAUUAGCUCUGGCCAGAGGUGCUGCCGAGCUAGGAAGCGAUGUCGCCGUUCUCGAUAUCCUCGAAAAGCCAUCUGACGCUUUUCUCGAUUUCGAGAAGGAACUAGGCGUGACGGCCAAAUACUAUCGAGCAAGCGUCACAGACCCGGACGGCCUGACUCGAAGCUUCGAAGCUGUGGCGAAGGACUUCGGUCGGAUAGACAACUGCGUCACCGCGGCUGGCAUUGUCCAUGAUAAACCAUUCCUUGACACAACCUGGGAUGAAGGGGCCAGGAUCCUACAAGUCAAUGUGAUGGGCACCAUGCUCAGCGCGCAAUUGGCUGCCAAACAAAUGCGAGCCCAGAACACUGGCGGGAGCAUCGUGAUGAUAGCAUCGGUUUCUGCUGUAUCUGCCCUGCCAACCCAGAGACUCAACAUAUACGCCGCCUCCAAAGGUGCCGUCAAGUCCCUUUGCGUCCAGCUGGCAGUGGAGCUUGCCCCUCUGGGAAUCCGAGUAAACACGGUAUCCCCUGGCUUCAUCGCCACGGAGAUGACCAAAGGGCUGGCCAUCACAAGGCCUGAAUUGCUGACGGUCUUCAAAUCUGCACCGCCAAUGGGGAGAAUAGGUGAUCGAGCCGAUCUCAAGGGCGUCGUCGGAUAUCUUCUUAGCGAUGCCGCAGCGUACACGACCGGCACCGAUGUCCUUGUUACCGGCGGCGUGCAUGCCGGUCAGCUGUAG